AUGGCAGAUACAAAGAAAAUAAUUCUCACCGUUAUUGGAUAUAUCGGAAUUGCAAUUGUGCUUGUGGCGACAGUGGUUGCUGUUCUUUUAAUCACUUUUUUGAACGAUGACAGGUACAGUGACGGAUCACAAACCAUCGAGCCAGUAGAUCCCGCCAAUUUUAGAUACCCGACGUCUAUGGCCGGGUAUUCAGAAUAUACUAAUACAUCCACGAUAUUCCAAGUCAUGUUUAUUGCAGACAAUGACAACAAUAAUAAGGACGCAAGCGACAAAAGAUAUACCAAAGUGCACUUUGGCUUAUUAAGUAAAGUUGAUGGUCAGUGGACAUACGCCCCAAGGGACUCAAAAGACAUUACCGUCUAUAGUGAAUACACGUAUAAAGGCCGUGGUGUUGAGACUUCCGAGAUCGUCCAAUUUUUCGACAAGACUUAUGUGUUUGAUGACAAGACUGGAAUAGCAAGUGAGCUUAAUGUGAACAAAAAGGAGUAUUACUCUCGGAUGAUAAUGGCGGAUGGUAAUGGUAAUUCGGAAAACGGUGCCAAACAUGAGUGGGGUACUGUCGUUGGUAAUCACAUGUACUUAGGCAGCCAUGGGCGCAAUUCGACCAAUUUGGAUGGCCAGCAAGGUCGUUGGGAGAAGUACUAUGUAUUUAAAGUGAAUAGAGACAUGUCAUAUACUGUUGAAAAUUGGUUAGAGGUGUAUACAAGAAUUGACGCAUUACUUGGUAUCACCUCCGAAGGGUAUACCACUCACGAAGCUGUGGUAUAUUCCAACAUGAAAAGGAAGUGGUACUUCUGUCCAAGAAAGGUAUCAAAGACUAACUGGGUCGAAAGUGUCGAUAAUCUGGAAAGAGCUGGAAAGUACAUCAUCGAGGCGGACGAGAACAAAGACAACAUGAAGUUUGUUAUUGACAAACAAUACAACGAAAAGAGGUGCUUCUCUUCUGUGAAGUUGCUUCCAUACAAUGAAGACAUUAUGGUAUAUUUGAAGACCUACGAAAACGGCGAUACAGUAGAGAGUUGGAUUGGCAUGACCAAUGUGAAGACCGGAGAAGUCGUGAUGGAGGAAGUUUCCCUUGGAACUGACAAAUAUGAAGGUUUAGAAAUCGUGCCAUUAAGUUACUGA
This is a messenger RNA of Entamoeba invadens IP1, 1125 nucleotides long. RefSeq names its product Apyrase precursor, putative. Bases 1 to 1125 code for a protein of 374 amino acids. NCBI's taxonomy places the organism in Eukaryota, Evosea, Mastigamoebida, Endamoebidae. The transcript has a single exon. Gene Ontology annotation, biological process: proteoglycan biosynthetic process. Gene Ontology annotation, molecular function: calcium ion binding; GDP phosphatase activity; UDP phosphatase activity. The record is from RefSeq and is a predicted model, not a curated record.